This is a messenger RNA of Exophiala oligosperma, 2017 nucleotides long. RefSeq names its product eukaryotic translation initiation factor 3 subunit L. Gene Ontology annotation, biological process: translational initiation. Bases 150 to 1553 code for a protein of 467 amino acids. NCBI's taxonomy places the organism in Eukaryota, Fungi, Ascomycota, Eurotiomycetes, Chaetothyriales, Herpotrichiellaceae. Gene Ontology annotation, cellular component: eukaryotic translation initiation factor 3 complex; cytoplasm. The record is from RefSeq and is a predicted model, not a curated record. Gene Ontology annotation, molecular function: translation initiation factor activity. The transcript has a single exon.
CGAGUAUUCUGUCCAAAAGUCCUACGACUGCAUUGAAGACGAGGAGUGUUCAUCUUCGAGCCGAUUCUCUCUGAACCCGCAACAUCUCUUCUUUAUAAUUUCCCUUCCUUCUUCUACCCCUUUCGAAACCACCGUCCUACCCACCCACAAUGUCGUACCAAAACGGCAACACCAUCGACGAGGACGAUCAGCUUGAGGAGGAGCUCGUUCAGGACUACCGAGAACAGAUCCAAUACAACGAGGGUGAAGACAUUGAACGAACAGAAUCCCUCAGCGGCCCUGCGGACAUACGUGCUCAGUUAGAGGCAGCGGCGGCCCCUCUUGAAUAUCAAGCGUCCCUGGAGACCAAGUUCGCUUCAUACGACAACUAUUGCAGUCUCUUCCACUACAUCCUGAAUUCCGAUGGACCGGUCGACAUCGAGCAACCUUCCUACUACUGGGCCUGGGACGUGAUUGACGAGUUCAUCUACCAGUUUGAGUCGUUCUGCAGAUAUCGAAACCGCGUCGCACGGACGGCACCGAACGAAGAGGAGGCACAGGUCCUCAGAGAAAACCCCAACACAUGGGGUUGCUACUCGGUCCUCAACGUCCUGUACUCCCUGAUCCAACGUUCUCAGAUCAACGAGCAACUCGCGGCGCAGAAGCGAAAUGAAGACCCAAACACCGUCGCCGGGGAGUACGGCUCACGACCACUCUACCGCAUGUUGGGAUACUUUUCCAUCAUCGGCCUGCUGCGUGUCCACUGCUUGUUGGGCGACUUUAGCCUCGCCCUCAAGACGCUGGACGACAUCGAGAUGAACAAGAAGGCGAUGUUUGCCCGCGUCAUGGCCGCCCACCUCAACACCUACUACUACGUCGGUUUCUCGUACAUGAUGCUCCGUCGCUACGCCGACGCCGUCCGGAUGUUCAGCCACAUUCUCGUUUAUGUUUCCAGGACCAAGAACUUCCAAAAGGGCAACCAACAAUUCGACGCCAUUGCCAAGAAGACUGAGCAAAUGUACGCUCUCAUCGCCAUUUGCGUCUCCUUCGCCCCCACCCGUCUCGACGACACCAUCCACACUGCCUUGCGCGAGAAGUACGGCGAGAAGUUUGCAAAACUCCAGCGCGGCGGUCCAGAUUCUCUCCCCGUGUACAAGGAACUCUUCCAGUCUGCGUGCCCCAAGUUCAUCACCCCGACUCCCCCUGACUUUGACAACCCGUCACUCAACAUUGACCCCGUCGAGCACCACACCGACAUCUUCAUGGAUGAGGUCAAGAACACCCUGUUCAACCCGACCGUAAAGUCUUACUUGAAACUCUACACCACCAUGGACUUGAAGAAGCUGUCCAGCUUCCUCGAGGUCGAACCCGAGAAGCUCCGUAGCUGGCUGCUCGUCAACAAGCAGCGAAGCAGACAGAUUCGCUGGACCGAAGGUGGCCUGUUGGACGGCGAGACUGUUAAUGGCAGUGAACUCGACUACGCCAUCGAGGGCGACUUGAUCCACAUCAGCGAGGCCAAGCAGGGACGGAGACUGGUCGACUGGUACUUGAGAAAUCUUGCCAGGUCUUAUUAAGUCUGAGCUCGAGUUUGAGUUCAAUGAAGCAUUGUGACCUUUAUUUGUCAGGACAAGGGAAGAAGAGGUUAUGACUUGCAUGCGAGUGAAAUGUGCCUGAAUGGACUCGGUCUUGUGCCGACAUGGGGGAAAUUCAGGAACUCAAAAAAGGAAAAUCGUGAGCCCAAUACGCGCAUCACAAGGUUUCAAUAUCCAUUAUGCGUGUCCCUCUCUCAAGAGGGAGACUUGCCUGGAUUCUUUGAGCCCCGCCGAGGGGGUUGAACGAAAGGAGAAGAGUAAAGGAAAGCGAGAGCCAAGGACCCAGCAAACGUGCCAGAAAUGACGAGGUGUGUCGGACGAGAGAAUAUCGCACAUCCAAUGUACUUUCACGGCUGCUUGGCCGGCUAUGUCUCGUAUCUAGACAAGCUUGCGAGCACUGCGCAUCGGGCGAGUGCUUCCGAGCUAAGAUGUAGAAGGACAGACAG